UAAGAUGUUGUCCUCGUGCGAGAGCUUCAGUCGUUCUUGACUCUGCGGCCAUCGAGAUAUCGGGCCCGACAGACAAAACAAGGAUACUGUGUGUGACAGGCGGAUAAUUGUUUAAUUGCGAAAGUGAAAAUCGCCAUGAGGUUGUACAAGUGUUUGUUGCCAGUGGUGGUGGUGCUGCUUUUGAUCGAGGAAUCCUUCGCGAGACCUGGCGUGUUAGGCGAUUUGGUCAAUGGCAACGUUGGCAGUUUGCUGGACCCGUUGGGAAUCUUCAAGCCAAAGGGUAGCGAUGCUCACGCUAGCAGUAAUGCCCAGUCGUUGGGAGGAAAUCUGAAUUUUGGACCUAUCGGGAUUGGCGGCGGAUUCUCCUCGGCCUCGGCCUCGGCCUCGGCGAACAGCGGCGGCGGCGGCUUGGCUUCUGCAAAAGCGAACGCUGAAGCCAACGGAUACGGAGGAUACGGCGGUUCCAGUGCGAAUGCAAACGCCCAAGCAUCCGCCAACGUACAAGGUUCUUCGGGGAUUCCCGGGGGGUAUUUCGGCAAUAACGGCGGGCACAGCGGUUAUUAUCCCGGCCCUCCUCACCAAGUCAAUCAACCGAAUUACGGAAGUUACGGUGGCUCUCAGUCCGGCGCUAGCGCUAACGCGAACGCGAAUGCCAAUGCCGUCACCAUCGGCAACGGCGGAGUACGUCCGAUCGGUCCCUCUUAUUACCCGUCCGGAUCCCAGGCCACCGGCAACGCCAACGCUAAUGCUAACGCGAACGCGGGUGUGAAUAUCGUAGCUGGUGGUGGCACAAACGUCAUUCCCGGCAGGUAUCCCGGCGGAGGGAUAGAUAAGAUAGAAGUUAUUCCCGUUAACACGCUGCCGCUCUCUCGACCAACCCCGUCUGUAAUCUACCCGAUACCCAACCGGCCACCUGGACCCGGUAAGGAAGACGUGAUUGUCGUUGUCGAGGAAACCCCGCAAUACCCUCCGUAUUAUCGCCCGAGUCCUCCCCGCCACCAUCACCAUCGCCACCAGCACCGUCGACCGAAUUACGGCGGUAAAUCGAAGCAACAGCCCGUCGAGAUCAUCAUCAUCGAGGAGUCGGCGGGGCCUAAUCCAGCUGAUGGCUACGGAAAUGGCGGCAUUCAAGGAAACAAUCCCAAGUACAACAGGAAUCCGUUCUUCUCUAGCUCCGCCAGUGCCAACGCUAAUGCUGAAGCCGGCGGCGGCCAGGGAACUGUCCCCGGGUCUGGGGGUCACGGGGGAUACGGUGGAGGCCCCCUCGGUGGUCACGGUAGCGGCGGGUGUGUACAAUGCGGUUCCUCCGGGAGUGCUAAUGCUAAUGCCAACGCCAAGGCUAACGCUCAGGCUGGCCCGGGUGGACACGGUGGAGGUAUCCCUGGAGGAAAUGGUGGUUACGGCGGAUAUCAUCAAGGUGGGGGUGCUUCAAAUUACCCAGCGGAACCAGGACACCACGGCCAGGAACCAAUCGGCGCUAAUAACCCCUUCUUCAAUUCAGGCGCAAAUUCCAAUGGCAAUGCUGGUGCCAGCGCCAGCGCCAAUGCCAACGCCAACGCCAAUGCCAACGCCAACGCCAACGCCAAUGCAAAUGCGGGAGGUGGUGUUAGGAAAAAUCCGUUUUUCAAUGACGGUGCAUCCCACAAUGUCGGGGGAGGCGCGAACUAUCAACCGGGAAGUUCAGAUAUUUUGAGCGAGAAACCCAAAGGCAUUCCUACGACUUAUCCGGGACAAGCUGGAGUGGGAUUCCCAGGUUCGUUCGGGGGUAAUGCUGGCGCGAAAGCGGACGCCAACGCUGGAGCCGGUGGUAUUGGAGGAGGAUACGGACCGACCAAACAAAGUCCAAUAAUUGGACCCGGUGGGCACGUAGGCGGAUCCGCGGGAGGCCCAGGUGGCCACGGGUCUGGCGUCAGUUUUGGUGGAUAUGAAGGACAGGCCGGUGGCUCGUCCGGUGUGAAUCCAAAUGCUAACGCCGGAGCCACCGGUGGUAAUUUCGGAGAAUCCGGCGGACAGGGACUCGUCCUUGGAGGAUCUGGAGGUCACGGUGGAUACGGCGGAGGCUCCUUCGGCCAAGGUGACGGUGGAUUUGGAAACGGCGGUGCAAACAUUCACGCCGGAGGUGCUUCCGGCGCUAACGCUGGCGCCAAUGCCAACGCUAAUGCCGGAGCCGCCGGCGGUCACGGAACUGUCCCCGGUGGGUCUGGGGGUCACGGGGGAUACGACGGAGGCUCUUUCGGCCAAGGCAACGGUGGAUUUGGAAACGGCGGUGCAAACAUUCACGGCGGACACGUUGGAGGUGCUUCCGGUGCCAACGCAGGCGCCAAUGCGAACGCUAAUGCUGGAGCCGCCGGCGGUCACGGAACUGUCCUCGGUGGGUCUGGAGGUCACGGGGGAUACGACGGAGGUUCCCUCGGUGGAUAUGGCGGAGGUUCUUCCAGCGCCAAUAGUAACGCUGAUGCCCACGCUGGAGGUGCCGGUGGUGUUCUUGGUGGAUAUGGAGACAGCAUUCGAGGAACAGGACAUGCUGGAGGGCCACACGAUGGUCAAAGUGGACUCGGAGGAUUCGGAGGAGGCUCAAACGCCAACGCACAGGCGUCCUCCAACGCGAUCGCGUCCGGUGGCGGAUCGGCAUCGGCGAACAGCAAAUCGUCGGCCUUCACUAACGGAUCAGGAUCCGCGAAAGCCGACGCGUCCAGCGAUGCGUCUUCAGGAUCUUAUGGUGAAAUAGGAUCGAAAAGCUCGGCGUCGAGCCACGCGUCGGCCUCCGCCGAUACCAGAGACAUGCUGAUCUUCAGUUAAACAUUGUGAUACGACGAAGCGAACGACAUAAUACUCCAAUUUAUAUUUUCAUGUUCCACAUGACCAGUAACGAUAUUGCCCAACCUUACAACAAGGAUUAGAAAGUAAUUAUUGGAAGUUAGAAAAAUGUAUGCCACGAGACUGCCGAUGAGUACGUUUAAGUGUAUAAUCACGAGUUAUAAACUUGAACGUAUUCUUACGAUUGUUAGAAAUUAAAGCCUCCCUCGGAAUUAAAAUUACUUGAGAAAGAAUAGAGUAUUGCGCAUUUAUUAAAAAACCGUGUAAGGGCAUGUAUUUAUUUGUAUUUGUACUGUAAAUCGUGUUGGAGGCAGAUCGAACAUUGUUUCGCUCAAUGUGAUGAAAGUGCAUAAGAUACAAAUGACGUAAUUUAAGACAAAAGUGUUUCGACGCAAUAUGGAAAUACGGAGACAGACCCCGUCUUCAUCUGGUUAAUAAUGACAUAUCUGCCUCAGAUUGCAUCACUUUAUACUCAUCCGAGACGUUCGGCGAUCGGAGUGAUUUUAAUAUGCAGUAUAAUCUCGUUAAUCCGGCCUAUUAACAACCAGAUAGUAUCGGAUUAAUGAAUUUGCCGGAUAACUGGAGAUCCGAAUACGAUAUAAUAUGUGAGGCCGUCGUAGCAUAUAAUUAAACUUGUUAUAUUAAAUAAAAAUGAUGCAUAUAAUUAUGCUAAUAUUCGGCACAAAGCAAUUGAUUGUUUCGAAAAAUAGUUUAUAUCGACUGGAUAUUUGUCUUUUUUAAGAAAAUGACCAAUUGCAAUCGAUUAUUCGCCUCACAUUCGACUGUGAUUGAUCAAUUUCUGAAAUCUUACGUCUUAGGCCUGGUUCCGCCAACGUCGCUUAACCUUAAGCUUAGCUUAAUUAAUUCUUCGUCUCUUUCUAACUGUUACUUUAGAAAGAGACUAGCGUAAAUUAAACUAAAAUUAAAGUUAAACCGGGCACUAAAAUCUCAUUGUAUGUCGCGUAGCGAAACGCGGAAGCUCGCGAUAGCGCUGGAUUAGGGUACACAUUUAUCGUAGGACAGACUUUUUAAGCAUGUUAUUUAUAAGCUAGAAAUUUCUAGAUACUCGAGAACUUAUCUAUGCAGCCAAUUAACACACUUGAAAAAUUUGUCGUACGACACAUUUUUUCAAGAACGUUGAUUGACUGCUAGGAUAGAAAGAAAAUUUCUAGAUACUCGAGAACUUUGCCAUCCUGGAAACAAUCAACAUGCUUGACAAAUUUUUCGUACGAGCUAGAAAAUGUUUAGAUACUCGAGAACUUUUCCAUUUUGCAGCCAAUCAACAUACUUGAAAAAUUUGUUGUACGACACAUUUUUUUAAGAACGUUGAUUGGCUGCUAGGAUAGAAAGAAAAUUUCUAUAAGAUAUUUGAGAACUUUGCUAUUCUGGAAUCAAUCAACAUGCUUGAAAAAUUGAUCGUACGACACAUUUUUCGAGUGUAAAAUUUUCGAGCAUCUAGAAGUUUUAUAUCUAGCAGUCAGUCGACACGAUUGAAAAAUUUGUCGUACAACAAAUAAUACCAGUCUUAAUGGACGUGUCAGAUGAUCGAAGGGCCGGAUUAGCGAGAUUAUACUGCACAUAGUACGAUAUACGUAGACACCUAAAAGAUUUUUAAUACUUCCUUUAUAUUUAUAAGCGUACUUAAAUUAUAUAUAAUUAGCUGCGUGUAGAUCGCCUCCUUUGAACUCUGGAUCUGUGAUUUACAUAAAACGUGCCAAUGAGAUAUAUAACAAUAAAGAUACUGUAAAAACUUGUAUCGCAAAGGCGUUUGAGUGCAAUAAAAAGACCCCGAUUAAAAUAA
Vollenhovia emeryi is the source of this 4618-nucleotide messenger RNA. RefSeq names its product spidroin-2-like. The transcript is spliced from 5 exons. NCBI's taxonomy places the organism in Eukaryota, Metazoa, Arthropoda, Insecta, Hymenoptera, Formicidae. The record is from RefSeq and is a predicted model, not a curated record. Bases 136 to 2799 code for a protein of 887 amino acids.